GUUUGGUAGGAGUUGAUUUUUCGUUUAGUAUAUUAUUUUGGUUUUUAUCGAUAUUUUAGUCCGUGGUAAGGUGUGGUUUUACCAAAAUGCCUACGCAGGUGGAACAAAAGACAGUUGACCCUGAGGCUGAACUCAGCAAUGUACAAAGAACGUUUCAAAAGUUGGCGCCAAUGUGCAGCGUGGAAAAAAGAGCGGGCGGAGUUCCACAGUUGGCUCCACAAGAAAAGCAAUUGGGUAUCCUGGCGCACGAACUCAAGGAGACACUACUCUGCAUCAACCUCGCAAGAAAAGGCCAGCACGCCCUGAGAGAUAGCCAAGUGAAGAAUGGUAUGCGAAAGUCGAUCGUAGAGUAUGAGCAGCUAGAGUCAGAAUUGAGGGACGAGAAAGCACAACAGGCUGAACUGGACUGCCUGAACUAUCUCGCACAGAAGCAAGUGGUCGAGUUACUGAAGAAAGUACCCACUGAGGCUGAUGAACUGACAAUGAUAGAAAAUGCAAACAAAUGCCUCCGCCGUAUGGAAAACCGUUUGGAUCUAGCAACAAAGCGAUUCUGUGUCGUCAACUCGGACAAUAAACAGGUUCGAGAGGAGAUACACCGUCUUCUUGUUGAAAGAAACGACUUUAACAUACAAUGGAAUCGCACCAUCGGUAAGCUAGUCAAAGGCAAGGAGUACCUGAUGGAUAUAUUUGAGAUUGCAGCCGUGGCUUUCGGGGAUAGGGAUGAGUGCUGCAGGAAACUUGAAGCCUUGAAAUGGAAGGGACUUUUCCAAUUAAAUAGAGAUAUAUCUGAAAUGCAAUCAUACGAAGGAGAGCUAAACCAUCUUGCUAAAUUAGAAGAGUUCUUGCGAGUCAAAGGCUCCCGGAGAAUGUGUGAAGCGGAUGAGAAGGAAGAGAUUAAGCGGCAAGAUGAGAUCCAGCGCUGCGAACAAGAAAUCGCCAGACAUGAUGCAUUGCUUGAGGAUAUAUUUGAGUACGCUGGCACGGAGAGAGUUGCGACGAUAGUCAACCAUUUUAGAAUGUCGGAGAUAGAGAACUUCUCGACGUUCGUGCUGCUAUGUGAGGUGCUGCAGGAGUCUAUUAUAAUGAGACGAGAGCUUGAGCAAUUGCGUCAAAGAAUACUGGACCAACGAGACAUAAACGAAGCGCGUGAAGAGAAGCAGGACAAGAGAAUAGUGAGCAUGAAGGUGGAACUGGAGGCCAGGCGUGCCAGGAUACAGCAUAUGCAAGAACUGAACAGCACAGCAGAUGCUACCAUUGUAAAAGUGCUUAGAGGAAUCGAUGAUCUUGUCAGACUAGCGAAAUGUGACGUCACACCAUUGCUGUCACUUUUGGGUAACCACAAAGAAGUUACGAAAUGGAACGUCCCAAAGUUCCUUAGGAUACUAGAGACCGAGGUUAAGAGUCUCAUUGAAAUUGUCUAUGGCGCUGUAAAACCUCCGGCUCCUACACCCAAGGCUCGUAAAGGUCCAGGUGCCCCGCAGCCAGCCAAGUUGGUCGCCGACCCCUACGUGGAGGCUUUGCGACCGAAUAAAAUUGAGAAGCUGGUCCCUUACCAGCCAUGUGCUUAUUGCGUUGAGGACUACAUAAUGAAUCUUGUUUUUGAAACGCCUGCCGUGCCCGCGGACAAGGAAUAUAUUGAAGGAAUAUUCCACAUGGAGGACGUGAACACAAAGUUUGGAAUAUACACGCUUACUAUCCCAGCUAAACGUCAUCCUUACAGAGGGCCGAAGAAAGAUUAAUGCAUUGUAAUUAGAAAUCAUAUUGUUCUGCUUUGGAAA
Messenger RNA from Achroia grisella, 1778 nucleotides. RefSeq lists its product as uncharacterized. The transcript is spliced from 12 exons. The record is from RefSeq and is a predicted model, not a curated record. The coding region runs from base 87 to 1739 and encodes 550 amino acids. Lineage: Eukaryota; Metazoa; Arthropoda; Insecta; Lepidoptera; Pyralidae.